Messenger RNA from Cadophora gregata, 789 nucleotides. RefSeq lists its product as uncharacterized. The coding region runs from base 1 to 789 and encodes 262 amino acids. The record is from RefSeq and is a predicted model, not a curated record. NCBI's taxonomy places the organism in Eukaryota, Fungi, Ascomycota, Leotiomycetes, Helotiales, Ploettnerulaceae. The transcript has 2 exons.
AUGACUGGACUCAUCACAGAUCAACAGGGUUCCUCAGCUCUUGAUUCUCAGGAUGAGGCAUCACUGUCGGAUUUGGGUGAUGAAAACGAGAUUAGAAUUGAGAGGGAUGAAAAUCAGAAUGGAUUAGCGGAAGGUGUAUUUCCGAUUGAUGACAUUGUUGAUGAUGUUGAGGAGAGUAUACGUGUUGAGAGGGCUGAUGGUCCGGAAAUUGGUGUGGAGGAGGAGGCAUCUUUCGAAGAAGGUGAAGAGAUUCGAAUUGAGAGACGACGGCGAACUGAUAAGUUCCCCUCUCCUGGAGGAGUCGCAGAACCCAAACCAGGAUCCGAAUCCGAGACUCUUGCAGAAGUAGAAGAAAAUGGGGAUGAGGAUGAUUCUAUAGCGACCCAAACGAUUCGUGUUGAGGUUGAGAAACGAGAUCUAUCGAAAGAGCAACAAGCUGAUCCUCUCAUCACGCCUGGGCCUAGUUUUCAACUUUCCUCACCAGGACGACAACAAACCGACUAUAAAUCUCUGGAUGGUGGAAUGGACGCUGGGGCUAAUGACCACAACGCAAUCCGCGUCCAAAAGAGAGAAACAUGGACAACACCUGACUACUUAACAUCGAUCUUCCCGCUUUUUAUCACCCUUGCUUGUUCGUGUCUGGUUUCUAGUGCGGCGCCGGGGGUGACGAGUAGUGUUACGGAGGUUAGGGAGAUGUGGAGUUUUGAGAGUACUACGUCGACGAAGAGUGAGGUGUAUAGGUUUACGGAACAUCCGAGUUGGUCGACUGUGUAUCGGACUGUGGCGUAG